CCUGCUCCUUGUGCUGGGUCAGAUCCUUCCCCGGGAUGGUGUAGAUUGGCUGGCGGACUCUGCUGGAGACUUCAGUGAAAAAGCAGCCGAAGACAAACCUCGCUGGGUCCUACGACCGUCUAAGGAGCUGAAUUGGGCACUCCUCAGGACAUGUGUGGAUUGUGAGCUAUUGCAGCACUCUGUUCUUAGGACCCAUUCCUUGAACAUGUGGGAGAAACACAUCCAAAAGAUGCACAGUUAACUGAAGGAGGACAGGAGAAUCCAAAGACUCCGGGUGACAUCAGAGCUCCUUUUCAACAGCCUUCUCAGUUUCCUUUCUCAGAAAGCAGAGGCUCAAACCUUGGAGACAGACGAAUACGGACAUGUGCAGUUGAUGAGCAGCAAAGCAGUCCAUCCACUGUGUCCCCUUGCCACUAAAUACUGAAGUAUUAAGGGAGAGAUUCUGCUGCUGCUUCUCACUUGGUGACCAGCUCUGUGGUCUGCAUUGAAGUUUGCCUGCCUUUUCUCUUGUCAUUGCCAGAAGAAAAAUCCUGGUCAGAAUGUCACAGUGCAUCCCUCUCUGAUUGCUAUGGAUGGUGAUAAACUGACACUUCUUAAAGUUGCAUAUCACCCACCAACAGAAAACCAUUCUUUAAAGUGAAUAGAAACCCAGCCCCUGUGAACACUUCUAUUGAACAUGACUCAUGGAGAAGAGCUUGGCUCUGAUGUGCAUCAGGAUUCUAUUGUUUUAACUUACCUAGAAGGAUUACUAAUGCAUCAGGCAGCUGGGGGAUCAGGUACUGCCGUUGACAAAAAGUCUGCUGGCCACAAUGAAGAAGACCAGAACUUUAACAUUUCUGGCAGUGCAUUUCCCACCUGUCAAAGUAAUGGUCCAGUUCUCAAUACACAUUCGUACCAGGGAUCUGGCAUGCUGCAUCUCAAAAAAGCCAGACUGUUGCAGUCUUCUGAGGACUGGAAUGCAGCAAAGCGGAAGAGGCUGUCCGAUUCCAUCGUGAAUCUAAACGUAAAGAAGGAAGCUUUGCUAGCUGGCAUGGUUGACAGUGUGCCUAAAGGCAAGCAGGAUAGCACAUUACUGGCCUCUUUGCUUCAGUCAUUCAGCUCUAGGCUGCAGACUGUUGCUCUGUCACAGCAAAUUAGGCAGAGCCUGAAGGAGCAAGGAUAUGCCCUCAGUCAUGAUUCUUUAAAAGUAGAGAAGGAUUUAAGGUGCUAUGGUGUGGCCUCAAGUCACUUAAAAACUUUGUUGAAGAAAAGUAAAGCUAAAGAUCAGAAGUCUGAUCCCAAUCUUCCUGAUGUAACUAAAAACCUCAUCAGAGAGAGGUUUGUAGAGUCCCCUCACCAUGUUGGACAAAGUGGAACAAAGGUCAUGAGCGAACCUUUGUCGUGUGCUGCAAGAUUGCAGGCCGUUGCAAGCAUGGUAGAAAAAAGGGCUAGCCCUGCCACCUCCCCCAAACCCAGUGUUGCCUGUAGCCAGUUGGCAUUACUCCUUUCCAGCGAAGCCCAUCUGCAGCAGUAUUCUCGGGAACAUGCUUUAAAAACACAGAAUGCAAAUCAAGCAGCAAGUGAAAGACUUGCUGCCAUGGCCAGACUGCAGGAAAAUGGCCAGAAAGAUGCAGGCAAUUUCCAGCUCUCAAAAGGAAUGUCCAGCCAUCUCAAUGGACAGGCCAGAACAUCAUCAUCCAGCAAACUGGUGGCUAGCAGGAGUAAUGCUUCCACAUUUCAGAACCCAAUGGCUGUUGUCCCUUCUUCCCCUAAGAAUUCGGGCUACAAAAACUCACUGGAAAGAAACAGUAUAAAGCAAGCUGCUAAUAACAGUUUGCUUUUACAUCUCCUCAAAAGCCAAACCAUCCCCAAGACAAUGAAUGGACACAGCCAGAAUGAGAGAGGAAGUAGUUUUGAGGACAGUAGUACACCUACCACUGUUGAUGAGUAUUCGGAUAACAACCCCAGCUUUACAGAUGACAGCAGUGGUGACGAAAGCUCCUAUUCCAACUGUGUUCCCAUAGACUUGUCUUGCAAACAUCGGAUCGAAAAACCUGAAGCUGACCAGCCAGUUUCUCUCGAUAACCUAACUCAGUCCUUGUUAAACACGUGGGAUCCCAAAGUCCCAGAUCUGGACAUCAAAGAAGAUCAAGAUACCUCACAGAAUUCUAAGCUGAAUUCACAUCAGAAAGUAACUCUUCUUCAGUUGCUACUUGGCCAUAAGAAUGAAGAAAGUGUAGAAAAGAAUGCCAGCCCUCAGGAAGUCCACAGUGAUGUUAAAAAGUUCAGUCCGCAGAAUUACACAAGGACUUCUGUAAUUGAAAGCCCCAGUACCAACAGGACUACCCCGGUGAGCACUCCUCCACUGCAUGCAUCAACCAAAGCAGAGUCCCCCAUCAAUCUUUCUCAACACUCUCUGGUAAUCAAGUGGAAUUCCCCACCAUAUGCCUGUAGUACUCCAGCCGCAACGCUAACAAAUGUCGGGUCUAACCACUUGAUGGACUUCACAAAAAGCAAAGAAUCACAAACAGAGAAAGCGGCCCCAAAUGAAGGAACACAGAAUUCUGCAACAUUCAGUGCCAGUAAACUGUUACAGAAUUUGGCGCAGUGUGGAAUGCAGUCUUCCGUGCCAGUAGAGGAGCAAAGACCCAGCAAACAGCUGCUGAGUGGAAACACAGAUAAACCCCUUGGUAUGAUUGAUAGAUUAAAUAGCCCUCUGCUCUCAAGUAAAACACAAGCAGUUGAAGAAAACAAAACAUUCAGCACUCAGCCGGCAGGACCGGAACCAGGACUUCCUGGUUCUGAAAUAGAAAAUCUGCUGGAGAGACAUACUGUCCUCCAAUUGCUCCUGGGAAAUUCCAACAAAGGGAAGAGUGAAAAGAAAGAGAAGAUCCCUUUGAGAGAUGAAAGCACUCAAGAACAUUCAGAGAGAGCUUUAAGUGAGCAGAUACUGAUGGUGAAAAUAAAAUCUGAGCCGUGUGAUGACUUCCAAAUUCCUAACACAAACGUGCAUUUGAGCCAUGAUGCUAAGGGUGCCCCAUUCUUAGGGAUGGCUCCCACCAUGCAGAAGAGCACAACUGCCUUACCAGUGUCUGAGGACUUUAAAUCAGAGCCCCCUUCACCUCAGGAUUUUUCCUUCUCAAAGAAUGGUCUGUUAAGUCGAUUACUGAGACAGAAUCAAGAGAGUUACCCAGCAGAUGAUCCAGACAAGAGUCACAGAAAUAGUGAGCUGACUCCCCUGGAAUCAAAAAACCUUUGCAUGGUCCCUAAGAAAAGGAAGCUUUAUACUGAGCCGCUGGAAAAUCCAUUUAAGGAAAUGAAAAAUAGCUCUGUCGAUGCUGCAAAUAAUCACAGUGCCCCGGAAGUGCUCUAUGGGUCCUUGCUUAAUCAGGAAGAGCUGAAAUUUAGCCGAGGUGAUCUUGACUAUAAGUAUCCCACUGGUCAUAGUUCUACCAGUGAUAGUGAACAUAGGAGUUGGGCCAGGGAAAACAAAAGCUUCAAUGUUCUGAAACAGCUGCUUCUCUCAGAAAACUGUGUGCGAGAUUUGUCCCCACAGAGGAGUAACUCUGUCAUCGACAGCAAAAAGAAAGGACACAAAAACAAUGUGACCAAUAGCAAAUCUGAAUUUAGCAUUUCCUCUUUAAAUGGGCUGAUGUACAGUUCCCCUCAGCCCAGCAGCUGUGUGGAUAAUAGGACAUUUUCAUACCCUGGAGUGGUAAAGACUCCUCUGAGCCCUCCUUUCCAGGAGCACUUGGGCUGUGUGGGGUCCAGACCGGAACCUGGACUUUUGAAUGGGUGUUCCAUGCCUAUGCCCAGUGAGAAGGGACCCGUUAAGUGGGUCAUCACAGAUGUGGACAAGAAUGAGUAUGAAAAAGAUUCUCCAAGACUGACCAAAACUAACCCAAUCCUCUAUUAUAUGCUCCAGAAAGGAGGCAAUUCUGUUACCACUCGAGAAACACAGGACAACGAAAUCUGGAGGGAGAAAGCUGGUGAGAAUACAAGAAGCAGGCCCAAGGAAGAGAACAAGGAAGUAGAAGAGAAGGAAUGGCCCAAAGAAAAGGAAGGAUCAGGAGAAACAGACGGCAAAGAGCUGGGGCACCUGCCUCAGUUGGACAGGAACUCGCUCAGGACGUGUGAUACUGACAAGGCCAGCGAGUACUUUGUGAAUCUGCGGCAGCCACAUGCUAAUACCAAGGCUUAG
Messenger RNA from Nannospalax galili (Upper Galilee mountains blind mole rat), 4180 nucleotides. It is a transcript of the gene Nrip1, whose product is annotated as nuclear receptor interacting protein 1. Gene Ontology annotation, biological process: regulation of transcription by RNA polymerase II. The record is from RefSeq and is a predicted model, not a curated record. Lineage: Eukaryota; Metazoa; Chordata; Mammalia; Rodentia; Spalacidae. Gene Ontology annotation, molecular function: signaling receptor binding; transcription coregulator activity. The transcript has 5 exons. Gene Ontology annotation, cellular component: nucleus. Bases 677 to 4180 code for a protein of 1167 amino acids.